ACAGGGUCCCAGCGCAGGGGGAACAGGGAAUGCACCGCUCCCCCGCCGGCCCUGCAGAAGUCGCGCUCCAGCCCGCCGACGCCUGCCCGCCCUCCUUCCCUGGCUCCCGCUGGCCAGAGAGCCGAGCAGACGCCUCCGGCUUCCUGCCCGAGCCGAGGUGGUCUGGCGGCGGCUCGGACUGACUCCCCGCCGGCUGGCUGGAGGCUCCUCCUCACAGCCGAGUCGGCAAAGGGAGCCCGCAUUCGCCCACCCUCCCUCGCUGCUGGAAGGCAAACGACCAGCCAGGUGCCGCCUCCCCUCCAGGGAAGGCCUCCGGGCCCUGGCCGGCAGCAGCGGCGGCAGCAGCACACGCGGCGCGCUUUCUUGCUCCCUGAGCCCGGCGCUUCUCGAGGGAGGAUGGCUGCCUGCCCGCGUGCCCGUGGGCGGCCGGGCGGGCUUUCCUGCAGAGCAGACGGCCUUUCCAGGCUCCCAGCUGCCCCGGGCGUGCGUUUCUGGACGGCUCUCCUGGCUCUCGACGCGACAGCAGCGCGAGGGGGAGGCGCAGGCUUUGGGACUGGCUGGGAGGGAGCAGCCGCGACGGCGGGACAGAGUGCGAGGUCCUGGGCGCUUCGACGGCCGCGCCUCCUUGCUCCGGGCCUAGGCGAAGUGAGCCGGCCGUCUCCCCCGCGCACGCCCAGACUCCGCUUCCUCUCCUCCCUGCUGCGCUGACGGGGCGGCCGGCGGGCGGGCGGGCGAGUCGCGCCAGCCUGCGGGGCUCUUUGGGCUCUGUGCCCGCUCGGCAGGGACGCGAGGCGGCUAGCCCCGAGCCAAGCGGCCUCUUGGGGCGCUGCGGCUCCCUUCCCGUCCCGCCAUCAAGGGCGCCAACUUUUUCUGCAUUUAACAGCUGCUUGGCGAACAAAACAAGCCCGGCAGGAGGAGGGCAGAUUCUCCGGGGAUGGAGGCUUCUUGCUUGGAGCUGGCCCUCGAAGGAGAGCGUUUGUGCAAAGCGGGAGAUUUUAAAGCUGGCGUUGCCUUCUUCGAAGCGGCUGUGCAGGUGGGCACAGAGGACUUGAAGACUCUGAGUGCCAUCUACAGCCAACUGGGCAAUGCCUACUUCUACCUGAAGGAGUAUGCCAAAGCACUAGAGUACCAUAAGCACGAUCUCACCCUAGCCAGGACCAUUGCAGACCGCGUUGGAGAAGCCAAGGCCAGUGGGAAUCUUGGCAACACGCUGAAAAUCCUCGGGCAGUUUGAUGAAGCCGUUGUCUGUUGCCAGAGGCACCUGGACAUCUCGCAGGAGCAGGGAGACAAGGUAGGAGAGGCCCGUGCCCUGUACAACAUCGGCAAUGUCUACCACGCAAAAGGCAAGCAGCUGUCGUGGAGCCUGCCGCAGGAGCCAGGCCGCUUGCCCGAAGAGGUCCAGGAUAGUCUGGAGAGGGCAUCUGAAUUCUACGAGAAGAACCUGUCCCUGGUGAAGGAGCUUGGUGACAGAGCCGCUCAGGGGCGAGCGUACGGGAAUCUGGGGAACACACACUAUUUGCUUGCCAACUUCAGCAAAGCCAUCAUCUUCCAUAAGCAGCGACUCGCCAUCGCCAAGGAGUUUGGCGACAAGGCAGCUGAAAGGAGAGCGCACAGCAAUUUGGGGAACGCCCACAUCUUCCUCGGGAGGUUCCACAUCUCAGCUGAGUACUACAAGAAAACGCUGCAUCUCUCCAGGCAACUGAAAGACCGGGCGGUGGAGGCUCAGUCUUGCUACAGCCUUGGGAAUACCUACACCCUCCUCCAAGACUACGAGAAAGCGGUUGAGUACCACCUGAAGCACCUCUCCAUCGCACAGGAGCUUGGGGACCGAGUGGGAGAAGGAAGAGCCUGCUGGAGUUUAGAAAAUGCCUACGUCUCCCUCGGGAACCGUGAACAAGCGUUACACUUUGCAGAGAAACAUCUUGAAAUCUCCCAGGAGAUCGGAGACCACCGUGGGCAGGUCACAGCUUGUGCGAACGUUGCCCAGCUGAGGUCUGCCCUGGGCCUGAAGCAGAACGGCGAUGAUAUCCCAGAGACACCCGCGGCUUGCACUGGCUAUGAAGUGCAGGGGGCCAGGCCAAAGAGGACCCAGAGGAACAGCAUGAACAGCCUGGAGCUCCUGAGCUUCCCUUCUGAAAAGGACCAGAAUGGAGAGAGCCCCCCCAUGGGAAACCUGAACAUUACUGGGAACCAUUUCUUGUCUCUACCUGUCAGAUCUAAGAAAUACCUGAAAGACCAAUCCGUUUUGGAAAGGAAGCUUCCAGAGUCCAGUGAAUCCCCAUUGGAAACCAGUGAUGUCCGGGUCCAGGUGUCCCAACUGAAAAUCAAGCAGGCCCCUUCAGAGGAGUGCUUCUUUGACCUACUGAGCAAAUUCCAGAGCAACCGAAUGGAUGACCAACGCUGUCCUUUGGAAGAGGGCCAGAAGGGGGCGGAGGAGGACGCCAGGACCUCUGAGCCAGUCCCUACCCUGGGGGAGAGGGUCUCCCAGUCCUCGUCAAUGGCCUCCCCGCAGACCGAGGAGCUCUUCGACCUUAUUGCCAGUUCCCAGAGCCGGCGGCUCGAUGACCAGCGGGCCAGCGUGGGGAAUCUGCCUGGCCUCCGCAUCACGCACAACAACUUGAGCCACCUUCACAUGGAGGGUGACAUGCAGGAGCCAGGCGACGAGUUCUUCAACAUGCUCAUGAAAUGCCAGUCAUCCCGCAUUGACGAGCAGCGGUGCGCCCCCCCCGACUCAGUCCCCCACGGCCCCACCGUGCCAGACGAGGACUUCUUCAGCCUCAUCCAACGGGUCCAGGCCAAGCGCAUGAAUGAGCAGAGGGUGGACCUGGCCUCAGCCGAGGAAGAAGAGGAGGAGGAGAAGGAGGAGGCGGCGGCUGAGGAGCCACAGCCAGAGGCCCAGCAGAGGCCCAGCUUCAGCUAAGGGGCCGUGCAGGGUCCUGGGGGGAGAGGGUGGGGCUUGGAGCGCCUCCCGGCUGCCAGCGCUCCCCAGACUGGCCUCCCAUCUGCACCCCUUUGCCCUGAUGGAAAAGGGAGGGAAGGGGGCGGCAGAGGGGACAAUGGGCCGGGGUGGGCUCUGUUGCGGAGGUGGCUCCUCUGACCGACAGGACAAAGCCUUUGCGGGUUAGUUGAGCCAGCAAUGAACUUCAGCCAACCAGGUUCGAGAGGAGCAAUGCUAAGGGCGGCAAUGUUGCAAGGGAGGCCCAUCCAUUGGAGGUGGCCAUUACUUUUGAUACUGGGGGCGGGGGGAGGAGGAGGAUGUCUGGAGCAUCAGUCUGUCGAGGGCCGAAAAGCUAAAAGUAGUGCCUCCACCAUCAAGGGCAGUCUACCUCUGGCAGGUAUUGGAGGCAAACAGGGCAGAGAGCGCCCAGAGGCACUGGGAGCAAAACGCUGGGUUAAGGUGGACCCACCUGGGCCUCAGGCAGGCAAGCAAAGGACCUGCACCCCCAAAACUAGAAGAGACGUUUUUGGUUGCAGGCGUGGGAAGGACCCAAGGCGGCGGCUGCUGCUGCUGCUACUGCUGCUCUCACUCAGACCAGUCUGUGCCUCUACCCCUCCCCCCCAAGCCUUUGCUAAUCUGGUGCCCUCCAGAUGCUGCUGGGCUGGAGUGCAGCUCCCAUCAGCCCUAGGGGUGUUCUGCAGCUGUGCAAGUUGGGCUGGUGGGAGUCCAGAACAGCUGGAGGGUCUCCCUGUUGGUAAAGGCUCCUCUGCCCCUUUGAAUCUAUGUCUGUGCCAAGCUAACGCCCAGUUUUGCAUUCUGAAUCAAAGACAAUAAUCAGCAAAUGUAUAUGCAGAUAACCCCAUUUUGCAUAACAAAGCUCAGUGGGCUUGCUUUAUUCUCAAGUGCAGUCUGGUGGCUGUGGGGAGGGGGGAGGGGCAUCAAGGACAGUCGCUACUGGCCCAGGGAGACCUUAGCAGUUAUUAAUGAGGGCUAGAAGCUUGCAACGCUUUCCUCAGGCAGCAAGUUGCACAUGACAUUCCUCUAUUUACUUGCUAGUUAAGGGAUUUUUUUCCAUUAAAAUGUUCAUGUAAGCAGCCAAUGAUCUCUCUUAAUCAUUUGCACUGUAGUAGGCGGUGUCGGUCUUUUGGCACAGAGGAAAGAAAACUCUUUUUAAGGUGCCAUAAGGCUCUUUCUUGUUUUUAAUCAUGGUGUUGGUAUUUUUGGAGGUGUUUCCUCGUAGCCCACCUACUGGCUUCCCAUUUGGAAGGCCUCUGGCCUGGCAAGGACUUAAUCAAGGAGCAGCUGCGACAGCAAGUUCCUGUGCCGUUGGGGAAUUCUGAAGCCAGCAGUGUCCACGUUUCUAAGGCUCCGGUGGAAUUCCUGCCUGCCUCUAGUUUUGGGAGGAACAGGAACUCUGUCCUAGGUGGAAACGGGCCGUGCUGGUGACACUUCACAUCCUCCUGUGGCUUCCCAAGUAUCUUAUCUAUGCAGCUGGAGCGUUGUCAAAAGAAACACCAGACUUUCCUCAACAGGGUCAGACCCCACUGGAGAGGAGGAGCCCCUUUUAGCUAAGAGCCCUGCGCUGAGGCAGGCUGGAUAAGGAUGCUGUCCUCUCGGCAGUGGGGCUGCGUCUGAGGCAGCCUCCGAACGACCACCGCAGGAGCAGGGACCCGAUGCCGGUGGAGGAAGAGGAAGGGGCCUCCCUCCUUGUGCCUCACCUCACCUCCUCCUGCCACCGUUGCCAUCCCACACCAGGGGCUGAGGGGGAAGAAGGGGGGGUCCUACAGUUGUGUAAAAAGGAAAAAAGUGCGAUGUUAGUUUUCCCUUGGUCCUGAAGAACGGCCAGCUGUCUGCUUGCUUCUGUCAUAACAUGGGAUAUGGGACCUGUGGGGUAUGCGCAAAGUAGUGCUAAGUCACCAUGGUCCUGUCUACACCAAGGAGCUCCACUUUUACAACCGGACUCCCCCGUCUCCUCUGUUCUUCUCCCCCAAAUCUGUAUCCCUACCCUCCAGAGCAGAUUUUGGGAGUCCCAUUGCAAAAGCGGAAGCCCUUGCACUGACUGGACGUGUUAGCUGGAUGCUACCCUCCACACAGGCCUCUGGAUGCUGUCGGAUGGCAGGGAUGACGGGAGCUGCAGUCCAGCCCCAUCUGGAUGGGCACAGCUGUCCCCUAGUCCUGCCCUACCGCAAGCAGCUGCUCUUCCACUCCUCUUGCGCACGCUUGGCUGUCCUCUGCUGUUUAUGGACUGCUGCUGACCUCUUUUUAAGUCGGUACAAUAGCAAGGAGGUGCCAUCCUCUGUAGAUCCACCUUUCCAAGCAGAAGGCCCAUCUGGAGAACAUCGGCCUGUCUCUUAGUGUGACAAGCAAGCUUGGACCUGGUACAGUGAAGGGAAGAGCCACCCCUGUCCCAGCCAGCAGUGAACUAAAUGGACUGGAAUCAGCAGCCUGCUUGGAGGAAGAGCUCUGCCCAUGUACUUGAAUGUACUAGCUAAUUUAUUUUUUUUAAAAGACAAGUGUUUAAUGAUGUGAUUUGGUUGGGGGGGCUCUGUCUACAUGGUACUUUCCCUCUAAAAAUCAAAGAGCUGCCAAAUGUUCAUACAUAGAUAUCAGGAGAGGUGGGGUGUUUAUUAAACAUUUUGU
This is a messenger RNA of Rhineura floridana, 5578 nucleotides long. RefSeq names its product G protein signaling modulator 1 (gene GPSM1). Lineage: Eukaryota; Metazoa; Chordata; Lepidosauria; Squamata; Rhineuridae. The record is from RefSeq and is a predicted model, not a curated record. Bases 935 to 2920 code for a protein of 661 amino acids. The transcript is spliced from 14 exons. Gene Ontology annotation, molecular function: protein binding; GTPase regulator activity.